AAACACAUUAAAUAUUCAUGACAAAUAAAUCAUGUGCAUUCGCGUCUUCAUAAAUACAUACAUACAAAUGUAGCUGUAAAUAUGUUAGGUUUUCGCAACGCCACAAAUAAAUCAUAAAAAGUUAAACAAAAAAAAGAAAUAAAAAUAUAACUAUUCUAAAUAAUGAAAUGCAUAAACUUCAUUCGAUUCUAGUCAUCUAAAAUGCACCAAAAGCCAUUGACAGGAUUUAUUUAAACAUUUCUAAAAAAAAUCUAUUAACGCGCCACACUUUCCAAACAUAACCUAUAAGUUGCGCUGGCGCUUACAACAAACGCACACAACGUACGAAAGCACUUGAUAUUUGGUAAUUUUCAUACUCGCCUAAAAAAACAUCAAUAAAAGCAGUAAUUUAAAGUUGUUGACCUUUAAAUUUAAUUGAAAAUGCAUUGUUUAUGCUUUAUAACUAAAAUUAAGUAUCGUAAAAAUUUAGUUAAAAAAAGCUAACUUCACGUUUUGCCACUCUCAUUGCAAGCCAGCUCACAGUUUAGGGCUCAAUGAAUAGCACUUGAAAUUUUAACUUAAAAAAAAAUAGUAAAAGAAAUUAUGGAACAGUCAUUUCAAACCUUGUGUUCUCAUUUAAAUGUUGCUUUCAAAUUAGCCAAACCACAACAAAAGGCGGGAUUCAAUUGGCAAAAGGCAGCGCGCUCGUUUGAAUGUUCACAUUUAGUGCAGCAACAGCUGGAGCUUUUGGCAUCGCUGCAAACAACAGCAGCUGCUAGAGGGUGAUCUUCCGCGAGCAACAGCGAGAGGAAUUUAAAGCAUUCGAAGAAAUAUUCAAAGCAUUUAAAGACUUAAAGCACAUUCACGCAGCUAACUUUUUGGUCCCGCAAAUGCCAGAGCGUGGUUUACGAAAAAACAACGAUUUCUUGCACACACUCAUACCUAAAGGAUCUAAAGAAAGAUAAAGGAAAUAAAAAAGUAAUUAAAUAAUUAGUAAACUUAGUUAAAUAAUUUAGCGCCAAGUAAUAUAGAAACAACUAAUUAAGCCGGUUUCUUAAAGCGUCAAGUAAACUUAGAAAUAAUAGUGCAAAAUAAAGACUACAUUUUCGAAGAUCUAAACAAAUACACACAACUAAACGAUGCUGUAAAAAUUGUGUUCCCACAUAGGAAAUAAAAAGAAGAAACAGAAGGGCGAGAAAAAAGAUAUUAGAUUUCUAGAAUCUUAAGAAUCUAAAUGAAAUAAAAUAUUAGUAAAAAAUAAAAGAAUAGAAUAAAAGAUAUUUAAAAUUAAGGACUUCAAAGCUCAAAAACUAUUCGUUUGUUACGCACGAACGUAUGCGCGAACGCUUCUAAAUCAAACAUAGCUAAUGAGUUACGCUUAUAACGUUUUUACGGCACGCGCGACGCAUAUAACGGUUGAGAUAAAAAAAAAGCGCACGCCUUAUAAUUAAUUCAUAACGACGCGCGUCGCGAGCAAAUAUUCGUUUAAAAAAAUAAAUCGGAUCCAACGGCCCCGGAAAACGGAAAUAAAGCAGAAAUCGCGAAGGGAUAGGUAACUUCUGUUUAGCGCGCAGUUUGGCACCCACUAAGUGAUAGUCUUCGACAAGCAAUGCGUUAAAGUUAGUACGGAGCACGAAAGAAAUAUUAAGCGGAACGAAAGAAAAUCCACAAAACGAUAAGAGCGUAUAAAAGAAACAAUUAUAAUAAGACAAACAAAAGAAAGGAAGCAGCAGUUAGACAGUGUAAGCAAUUGGGACACGCAGCUGCAGCCAAGUGGAACAAAUUUGAAGGCAGCAAAUCAAAUACUUGCCGUGCUGGCUGCCAAAGUUGGGAAGAAACGAAGCUGCAGUCACCGUAAAACCAAAUAACCGCAGUACGUCUGAGACCACAAGAAGUUGUUAGGCUAAAGUAAAUAGCAGCGGCAAGUUAAAUCAAAAGUCAUAGUGCAGACACGAGCGGCGCGCCGUGUACUGUAAGUAGCAGCUGCUGAGAGGAGGCAGAGAACAGUUCGCCACGAACGAAUACAUUUGCGCUGCCACAAAACUACCGCCACAGUGUCAACGAAGCGCUGAUAUGCUAACUACAUAAGCCCUCACAGCACCCUCACACUCACACACACAAUUUUAAGGGCGCCCUGCUAUCUUCCACCGCAGUUAUAUAAAUAAUAUUUUCGUCUCAUCAACUAGUAGAGUUGAGAAGCUUUGGAACAUCCGCUGAAUCGCAAGCGCCUACUUUCCACGCGGGCGUAGCCGAAAAAAGGCGACACAUCCCCAACGCUGUUAAGCGCAGGGAGUCAAAACGCAAGCAAUAUUCAAAGCGUGAAACAACAGCGCGCUGCUGCAACGCGCCACGCUAAUUGGACAAGCAAAGUCAAGUGAAGUGUGGUUGAAACGGAGAACGGAGAAGCGCCUGCUGCCACCACGCCGCGUUGACGCGUCUACUCUCGGCACAGCUACCCACUCGAACACACAAUUGCGUCGCCGAUUUGUUAGCUUUGUUGCAGCUGUUGUGUAAACUGUCCGCUGCUGUGUGGAAAAGCGCGCAACAUUCACUUGCCCCCGUCCAUCCUCUCUUUCCGCAUCCGCUACCGCCAUCGCUGUGUAAUUGGCGCGUAUAUUGAUUAAGUCACAAGUGUCGCGCGGCUCCCAGCGACAAUCGUCUUCAGUGUUUCACCGCGUGUGCUGUGCUGCGCUGCGCUGCGUCUAACCCCACACUACGCCAUAUCAAUCGGGGUGAUAACCGGCUUGUAUUGACAUUUGUGGUUAUUUAUACAUUAGUCCCAACGCUGCUGGUGUGCUUCCAUUUACACGUCCAUUUACGUGUGCUAUUGUCUGUUACGUGUCCCCCGCCGAAACCGAAUUUAACGCACCUGAGUCCGAGUCCGUGUCCGCGUGCGCGUUCAAAUCUACAUUCGUUUCCUUGCCUCAAUCGCCAAAUUGUUGUCGCACGCGGUAUCAUUCGUCUUAAGCGUGCAAGUCAAUCAUCAUUUGUGUUGUGAGUGAACAUCGUUUGUCUCGUUGCAUCGCGCCAUCAAAGAGUAAACGAUUUCGCAAAAUUCACCAGCAACGCACCUCAAUCCCAACCCAGCCCACCUGUGCACCUGUAACUGCUAGUAAUUGUACUGAAUCAACAACGACUCCUACUACUAUAUACCCGCCCGCCCGCAACAUCGACAAUAGUUGUACGUGUUUUUGUACGAUAGCUGAAAGCCAAGGACAUGGACCCGUCGCUGCUUGUCGUGUUGAUCUUUCUUGUGAUAAUUAAAGAAAGCUGCCAAGGACCACACGAAAAACGUCUACUUAACCACCUUCUAUCCACCUAUAAUACACUCGAACGACCCGUAGCGAACGAAUCGGAACCGCUAGAAGUCAAAUUCGGCCUAACACUGCAACAGAUUAUUGAUGUGGACGAGAAGAAUCAACUUCUUAUAACCAAUCUUUGGCUUUCGUUGGAAUGGAAUGACUAUAAUCUACGAUGGAAUGAAACUGAAUAUGGAGGCGUGAAAGAUCUGCGGAUAACACCGAAUAAGCUGUGGAAGCCGGAUGUGCUGAUGUACAACAGCGCGGAUGAGGGAUUCGAUGGCACGUAUCACACCAACAUUGUGGUCAAACAUAACGGCAGUUGUCUGUACGUGCCCCCUGGUAUCUUCAAGAGCACAUGCAAGAUAGACAUCACGUGGUUCCCAUUUGAUGACCAACACUGCGAAAUGAAAUUCGGUAGUUGGACUUACGAUGGAAAUCAGUUGGAUUUGGUUUUGAAUUCCGAAGAUGGAGGGGAUCUUUCCGAUUUCAUAACAAAUGGCGAGUGGUAUCUGCUUGCCAUGCCGGGCAAGAAGAAUACCAUCGUCUACGCCUGCUGCCCGGAACCCUAUGUGGACGUCACAUUUACGAUACAAAUUCGACGGCGUACAUUAUAUUAUUUUUUCAAUUUAAUUGUGCCGUGUGUGCUGAUAUCAUCGAUGGCUUUAUUAGGAUUUACACUACCUCCAGAUUCGGGCGAAAAACUAACAUUAGGCGUAACUAUACUUCUAUCCUUAACAGUAUUUCUAAAUCUUGUUGCCGAAUCCAUGCCGACAACGUCGGACGCUGUUCCUCUUAUAGGCACAUAUUUCAAUUGCAUCAUGUUUAUGGUGGCAUCAUCGGUCGUGCUGACGGUUGUUGUGCUCAACUAUCAUCACCGCACGGCGGAUAUACACGAAAUGCCGCCAUGGAUUAAAUCUGUUUUCCUGCAAUGGCUGCCAUGGAUUUUACGUAUGGGUCGCCCCGGCCGUAAGAUCACACGAAAAACAAUAUUACUAAGCAAUCGCAUGAAGGAAUUGGAAUUAAAGGAACGUUCUUCCAAAUCACUACUAGCCAAUGUGCUGGAUAUCGAUGAUGAUUUCCGGCAUACGAUCUCCGGUUCACAAACGGCGAUCGGUUCAUCAGCAAGCUUCGGUCGCCCCACAACGGUGGAGGAGCAUCACAAUACAAUAGGUUGCAAUCAUAAAGAUUUGCAUUUGAUUCUUAAAGAAUUGCAAUUCAUAACGUCGCGCAUGCGCAAAUCCGACGAUGAGGCGGAACUGAUAAGCGACUGGAAAUUCGCGGCAAUGGUUGUGGAUAGGUGA
Rhagoletis pomonella (apple maggot) is the source of this 4582-nucleotide messenger RNA. It is a transcript of the gene nAChRalpha6, whose product is annotated as neuronal acetylcholine receptor subunit alpha-7. Gene Ontology annotation, cellular component: neuron projection; postsynaptic membrane; synapse. The transcript is spliced from 12 exons. Gene Ontology annotation, biological process: chemical synaptic transmission; regulation of membrane potential; nervous system process. The record is from RefSeq and is a predicted model, not a curated record. NCBI's taxonomy places the organism in Eukaryota, Metazoa, Arthropoda, Insecta, Diptera, Tephritidae. Gene Ontology annotation, molecular function: transmembrane signaling receptor activity; acetylcholine-gated monoatomic cation-selective channel activity. The coding region runs from base 3197 to 4582 and encodes 461 amino acids.